This is a messenger RNA of Otolemur garnettii (small-eared galago), 540 nucleotides long. RefSeq names its product interleukin 36 gamma (gene IL36G). The transcript has 5 exons. Bases 1 to 540 code for a protein of 179 amino acids. Gene Ontology annotation, molecular function: cytokine activity; interleukin-1 receptor binding. Gene Ontology annotation, biological process: positive regulation of gene expression; cytokine-mediated signaling pathway; cellular response to lipopolysaccharide. Lineage: Eukaryota; Metazoa; Chordata; Mammalia; Primates; Galagidae. The record is from RefSeq and is a predicted model, not a curated record.
AUGGGUGAUAUGAAUGCUGCCAGUUUUGUCGCAACGCCUGUGCUUGGGAACAUCAGCGAUUUGAGUCAGCAGGUGUGGGUCUUGCAGGGUGAGACCCUUGUGGUGGUUCCUUGGAGUGAUGGUGUAGUUCCAGUCACUGUCACUGUUAUCACAUGCAAAUAUCCGGAGGCUCUUGAGCAAGGAAAAGGGGAUCCCAUUUAUUUGGGAAUCCGGAAUCCAGAAAUGUGUCUGUUUUGUGAGGAUGCUGGGGGACAGCCCACCCUGAAGUUGAAGGAGCAGAAGAUCAUGGAACUGUACUACCAAGCCGAGCCCGUGAAGCCCUUUCUUUUCUACCGUGUCAAGACUGGAAGGACCUCCACCUUCGAGUCUGUGGCCUUCCCUGGCUGGUUCAUUGCCUCCUCCAAGGGAAAACAGCCCCUCUUCCUCACUUCAGAUCAAGGGCAAUCAUUCAAUACUGCCUUUGACUUAAAAAUAAAUGAAGAGAAUAAAGCCUUGCUUUUCCACCAGCCAUCUUUAGAUGAUACAAGGUCUGACGAUUAA